CCUUGCCCUUCGAGUCCACCCCACCCACCCCAUCCGCCGCACGAGCAACUGAGGAGGGCGAGAUGACGGCCAGCUUCGGCCGCCGCCUCCGCCCGACGUCGGCGCCGCCGCUCGACGACGACGACCUGCUCGACGAGAUCCUCCUCCGCCUCCCACCGGAUCCGUCCUCCCUCCCGCGCGCCUCCGCCGUCUGCACCCGCUGGCGCCGCCUCGUCUCCGACCCCGGCUUCGUCAGCCGCUUCCUCCUCCGCCACCGCCUCCGCCCUCCCAUCCUCGGCUGCUUCAUCACGGACCAGCGAAGGGCGACCGUCUCCUUCGUACCUACCAUGGAGGCCCCCAAUCGUCUCCCCGCCGAGCGCUUCUCCUUGCAGCUCGGCGACCGCGACCGCUUCAGUCUCCUCAGCUGCCGCCACGGCCUCCUGCUCAUGUUCCUCCCGCUGUGGAGCAAGGUCCUGGUGUGGGACCCCGUCGCCGGAGACCAGCACCGCCUGGACAUUCCCCCAGGGUUCGACACGAAGAAGGAGAUUGGCGGGGCGGUGCUUCGCGCCGCCGGGGCCAUCCGCCACUUCCAGGUGGUCUUAGUGGGCAGAGACAAACAGAACAUACUCGCCUGCGUUUACUCAUCCGAGGCUGGUGUAUGGAGCAAACUGAUCUCAACUCCGCUUCCAAAUCCGUUUUGCUACGAGUUUAUGGGCGUGCAUCCUGUGCUGGUUGGGGAUUCCCUUCACUGGUUUAUUAACUGUGGUUUUCAUAAAAUCCUUGAGUUUGAUUUGCAUAGGCAGAUCCUAACUGUGAUACCAGGGCCCUUGGAUGAGUUUCCUGUGGGCAUUUCCCAAAUCCUGGUUAUGCGGGCAGAGGAUGGUGGGCUUGGUGUUCUAUUCAAGUCAGGCUGCAAUGUCCAAUUAUGGAAGAGGAAGAUUGAUUGUGAUGGCGAGGCCUCAUGGGUGCUGGGAAGAACUUUUGAUCUAGACACACUAUUUUCCCUGAAUUCAGAGGAGAUAAAGUACAUGGUGAUCCUAGGCUUGGCUGAGUACAAUAGUACGGUGUUCGUGCGGACAGUUGUCGGCCACUUCAUGGUCCAGCUUGAGUCAUUGAAGUUCAACAAGACGUUCGAAACCAACAUUUGGAAUUUCCAUCAACCAUUUGAAAGUGUCUAUACUGGAGAAACAAGCAUUGGUGGUGGACACAAUGGAGCUGAACUUUUGCAUAACACAUAAGAUGAUUGUCUGGUUCAGUAUGUUAUUAUGGUGUAUUGGUUGAGCAGGUAUCUAGAGGUGUACUGUGGUUGAUGAGAUGCAGGAAUGGGCUUGUAUGCUGCAGGUUCUUCCAUUUUGUGUGCUUCACAUGUCGAUCGACUCUCUGUAGCACGCGCCGGUCAAGUGGGGAGUGGAACUGUAGGAGUUGAUCGUUUAAUUUGACAACUACCCGCUGUUAUUGUCUAAUUUGUGGACACAAAUAGCCAUUCAACUUUCAUGAUGAAUACACACUGACAAAAAUAGCAAGCAUGCUGAAACAUAAACAAAAAGCUUACCUGCCUGAUGGCCUUCGCUUACA
Messenger RNA from Triticum dicoccoides, 1554 nucleotides. RefSeq lists its product as uncharacterized. The record is from RefSeq and is a predicted model, not a curated record. Lineage: Eukaryota; Viridiplantae; Streptophyta; Magnoliopsida; Poales; Poaceae. Bases 63 to 1217 code for a protein of 384 amino acids. Gene Ontology annotation, molecular function: protein binding. The transcript has 3 exons.